Telopea speciosissima is the source of this 1909-nucleotide messenger RNA. RefSeq names its product O-fucosyltransferase 28. The coding region runs from base 35 to 1909 and encodes 624 amino acids. NCBI's taxonomy places the organism in Eukaryota, Viridiplantae, Streptophyta, Magnoliopsida, Proteales, Proteaceae. The transcript is spliced from 8 exons. The record is from RefSeq and is a predicted model, not a curated record. Gene Ontology annotation, cellular component: cytoplasm.
UUUCUUCUUCUUGGUAGUUACGGUUAAUUUCUAUAUGUUUCUUACGGUAAUGUCCACCAGUGGUGCAAAUUCAUGUAACGGAAGUCCGAGAAUCUCUGGACCCAUGACGAGACGAAGAGUUAGUGAUUCAAUGGAUGCAGAAAAAACGAAUUUGAAUUUGUCUGAUGAUUUCUCAGACGAAGAAGCCGAUGGUAAUGGAAGUGAUUCUAAUGAUCAUCAUCACAAUCCUUUGAUACGAUUUAUGUUGUUUCGCCUGAGACUGGUUUGUUUACCGGAGCCAUGGUUGCUCGGCAUCGAACGAUUGAUCCUUCGGAUGGUUUCAGGGUUGCAGUCUUUGAAAUCAGGGAAAAAUAUGGCUCGUAGAAUUUUCUUAAUGCUCAUAAUUUUGGCGGUCUUUACUGCAUUUUUGAAGUUAUCGUUAUUCAAUAGUGUUGAUGUGAAUGGGAAGAGAAGAGAUAAUGGACUCUUGAUUAUUCAGAAUCUUAAGGAUGAUUCCGUCAUCGCUCAGAAGGUUGUGAAGGAAGAUGAACCCACCGAGGCCGUGCCUUCUAAGCGGUUGUUGGAAGAUUUUCUGACACCUGAAAUUUGGAGGAAACCGAACAGCGACAACUAUUACCAAUGCAUUAAUCGACCAAGGAAUCAAAUAAGGAAAGGAACGGGCACUAAUGGUUAUCUUCUAGUUCAUUCCAAUGGUGGAUUGAAUCAGAUGAGAACAGGAAUAUGUGAUAUGGUUGCAGUUGCAAAGAUCAUGAAUGCUACUUUGGUCCUUCCUUCACUUGAUCAUGAUUCCUUUUGGACAGAUCCAAGUGAUUUUAAAGAUAUUUUUGAUUGGAAGCAAUUCAUAGAAGUACUGAAAGAUGAUAUUGAGAUAGUAGAGUCUCUUCCACCCAAUUACGAAGCUAUUAAACCCCUUUCAAAGGCUCCUGUUUCCUGGUCCAAGGCUAGUUACUACAGAGGGCACACACAUUUGUUAAAGAUUCAUAAGGUGAUAAAGUUUACACACACUGAUUCACGACUUGCCAAUAAUGGCCUCUCAAGUUCAAUCCAGAAGCUCCGGUGCCGUGCUAAUUACCAGGCAAUGCGGUACAGCAGAGAGAUAGAGGAACUUGGGAAGAUAUUAGUUCAUAGGCUAACAAACAAUAGCAACCCAUACAUUGCUCUUCAUUUGAGAUAUGAGAAAGACAUGCUUGCAUUCACUGGCUGCAGCCACAACCUUACCGCAGAGGAAGAUGAAGAGCUCCGAAUGAUGAGGUACAAUGUGAAGCAUUGGAAGGAAAAAGAGAUUGAUAGCAAUGAACGACGGCUGCAAGGUGGAUGCCCAAUGUCCCCAAGGGAGGCUGCUUUCUUCCUCAAGGCCAUGGGUUAUCCUUCCACCACAAACAUUUACAUAGUUGCAGGGGAGAUUUAUGGUAGUAACAGCAUUGCUGCAUUACGUGCUGAGUACCCGAAUGUCUUCUCCCAUUCCACUCUAGCAACAGAAGAAGAGUUGGAGCCUUUUAAGCUAUAUCAGAAUCGCCUUGCUGCCUUGGACUAUAUUGUGGCACUCCAGAGUGAUGUCUUUGUUUACACCUAUGAUGGGAAUAUGGCUAAAGCAGUGCAGGGCCAUAGGAGAUUUGAAGGAUUUCGAAAGACCAUCAACCCUGACAGAUACAGCUUUGUGGGACUGAUUGAUCUGCUGGAUAAGGGAAAAAUCUCUUGGGAGGAUUUCUCAUCAGAAGUAAAGAGUUUACACGCCGAUAGGUUGGGAGGACCAUAUCUAAGACAAGUGGGAGAGUCCCCAAGACUGGAGGAGAAUUUCUAUGCAAAUCCUUUCCCUGGUUGUGUUUGUGAGAAGCCAGAGGAACAGACCACCACCAACCCAACAAAAAUGGAUGUAAGACAAAACCAAAAAUCUGCUUCACAAAGAUAG